AUGGCGGACCGGGCGGAGAUGUUCUCGCUCUCCACCUUCCACUCGCUCUCCCCGCCGGGCUGCAGGCCACCCCAGGACAUCAGUCUGGAAGAGUUUGACGAUGAGGAUUUGUCUGAAAUUACCGAUGACUGCGGCAUUGGCCUCAACUACGACUCGGACCACUACGAGAAGGACUGCCUGGUGCUGGAGCGAUGCGAACAGCCCCACCCCAUCUGCUCCUUCCAGGACGAUUUCCAGGAAUUUGAGAUGAUUGACGACAAUGAGGAGGAGGAGGAAGAGGAGGAGGAAGGGACAGGGCUUGAGGAGGGUCCCCCCUCCCCUUCAGUCUCCCCAAUUCCUUCGCCCACCCCAGAGGAGACCCAGAAGCACCGCCCCACGACUCUCCACCUGACGACAACAGGCACACAGAAGGAAGCCCAGAACACUCGGGAGCCAGAAAGGCGGGUGCUCAGUCUGCGUGGCGAGCUCUGCCUCCGGGCCUCUCGCACCCACGGAUUGUGGCCCUGGGCCUGUGUCCAAUGCUUCACGUACCUGGAGACCAAGUCCUUUGAGAAAAGGCGGUCGGAGUUCGGUAUGAUUAGCCCGGAGAGCAGGACUGAGGAGUGGCCCCAACUGCUCUUGGGAGCCUUGCUUCAGGGCAGUAGUUUGGGCUGGUGUGGUGGAGUGCUGGGCCUGAGAGGACUGGCUCUGAGCCCCCACUCUGCCACGGAGACCCGCUGGGACUCCUUGAACAACAACAGCAGCCGCCGCAACCCAGCCCCCGCUCUCCAGCGGGCCACCUGGCAGGAGACGCUGCGCCUGGCCUCUCCCUCUUCCUCCUCCUCUUCCACAGCCCAUGCCGAGCGCGCCUCGCCCCCGCACGCGUGUCUCCAGGACGGGCCUUGCUCGGACGCGCGCGGCAGCCCCGGCCCCGAUCCGCCGCAGCCUCCGCGCCAGGCCGGCCUCUACGACGCCGAAGGCAACAGCCGCGCCGCCCAGGGGGCCCCGCCGCCCGCCCGCCGGGCAGAAGACCACAACCGGAACCUCGUCGCCGGCCGCGCGCCCCCCGAGGCGGCCGCGGGCCCGGAGCCGCUGGAGGCGCGCCCCCGCCCCGCCAGCCCGCGCCGCUCGCCGGCCACGGACAGCUACUGCGCCCGCUUCCAGAGGGACGCGGCGGCGGCGGCGGCGGGCCCGGCCGGGGGCUCCCCGCUCUCCCCCGAGGGCCGCCCGUCCGGCGCGCCGGCCAGCCCCGCCGGGGAGGCGGGCGAGGCGCUGAGCUCGGCGGGCGAGGGCGAGCGCGGCAGCCGGGCCGCCUCGUCGGCCACCACGUCGCCCUCGUCGGACCCGGGCAUCGAGGCCGACCUGACCAGCCGCACGUCCAAGGCCUUCCCGCCGGGCGGCCGGCGCGGCCACGAGCUCAGCUCGCCGGGCUCCGACUCGGACGUGGAGGGCGAGCUGGCGGCGGCCUUCGCCUGCGGCGGGGCGCGCCUGGCCGGCAACAUGAUCUCCAGCAUCUCGGAGACGGAGCUGGACCUGAGCAGCGAGAGCAGCAGCGGCCGCUCCUCCCACCUCACCAACUCCAUCGAGGAGGCCAGCUCGCCCGGUUCCGACGCCGACCCCGAGGCCGAGCUGGAGGCCGAGCGGGAGGCGCCGGCGGGGCGCGUGCGCGGCCUGAAGGACGCCCUGCUGCUCCCGCCCGGCGGCGCGCUCGGCCCGCCCGACGCCCCGCCGGAGCCCCGCCGCGGCCGGGAGAGCCUGCGCCGCUCCUUCUACCUGCCGGUGGGGCCGCAGCUGCUGCCCGCAGGCGGCGAGGGCGAGGAGGAGGAGGAGGCGGCCGACAGCGAGGAGUUCGACUCGGCCUCGGCCUCCGACUCGGAGCCCGACCUCAGCGAGGACUCGGACUCGCCCUGGCUGCUCAGCAACCUGGUGAACAAGAUGCUGUCGGAGGGCUCCUACCCGGUGCGCUGCGCAGAGGAGGGCUUCCCCGCGCCGCCCUCGCUGGCCGACACCAUCUCGCCCGCCUCCGACCUGGAGGCCGAGCUGCCCGCCGAGCCCGCCCAGGGCCGCGCCGCGCCGCGCAGCAUCGAGCUGGUCGACAUGGAGACGCUGCGCUGCGCCCUGCAGAGCCCCGCGCGGGCCGCCCAGGAGGAGGAGCCCGAGGCGCCCGAGGAGCGCGGCCCGGCCGCCCUGGCGCCCAAGGACCUCAUCGACGACGUGCGGUUAGCGCGGCCCGCCCAGGCGCCCGAGGACGCCGCCCCCACGGCGCAGACCAACCGCGGCUUCCGCCUGGCCUACUCGCCCGACGGCGAGGACGCGGGCAGCCCCCGGGCGCGCCUGCUGCCGCCGCUGGACGACUCGCUGGCCUACGACGCCGUCAAGUACACGCUGGUGGUGGACGAGAACACGCAGCUGGAGCUGGUCAGCCUCAAGCGCUGCACCUCCCUGCUCAGCGACGACGACGACGACGACGGCAGCUGCGGCAGCAGCAGCGGCGCCGAGGAGCUGCCCGGCCGCGCCGACGAGGCGGCCAGCGACCUGGAGGACGGCCCGCGCCGGCGCAGCGGCUCCUCCUCCGAGGACUCCUCGCCCGAGGCCGACCUGCACUUCUCGCGCAAGUUCCUCAACGUCUUCGUCAACAGCACCUCCCGCUCCUCCAGUACGGAGUCCUUCGGUCUCUUUUCUUGCAUGGUGAAUGGGGAGGAGAGGGAACAGACCCACCGAGCUGUCUUCAGGUUCAUCCCUCGCCAUGAAGAUGAACUCGAGCUGGAUGUGGAUGACCCCAUCCUGGUGGAGCUAGAGGAAGAUGACUACUGGUGCCGGGGCUACAACAUGCGCACGGGGGAGCGCGGCGUCUUCCCUGCCUUCUAUGCCCACGAAGUGGUGAGCCAGGCCAAGGAGGUGGCAGGCUUGAAGCGGAAUCCGUGCUGGCUGGAGCGUUUCAACGUGCAGUUCCUGGGGUCUGUGGAGGUCCCGUACCAUCAAGGGAACGGCAUCCUGUGUGCGGCCAUGCAGAAGAUCGCCACCACCCGCAAGCUGACGGUGCACCUGAGGCCUCCUGCCACCUGUGACUUGGAGAUCAGCCUGCAAGGCAUCAAGCUCAUUCUGAGCAUGAACGAGUACAGCCGGGACGAAGAGUUUGAACGCUGCAGCCAUUUCUUCCAGAUGAAGAACAUCUCCUUCUGUGGAUGCCAUCCACGCAACAGCUGCUAUUUCGGCUUCAUCACCAAACACCCCGUGCUGAGUCGCUUUGCCUGCCACGUCUUCGUUUCCCAGGAGUCCAUGCGGCAUGUUGCGGAGUGUGUUGGACGCGCUUUUCAGGAAUAUUAUCAGGAGCACCUGGAAUUUGCUUGCCCCACAGAAGACAUUUACCUGGAGUAG
Eublepharis macularius is the source of this 3357-nucleotide messenger RNA. It is a transcript of the gene MAPK8IP2, whose product is annotated as mitogen-activated protein kinase 8 interacting protein 2. NCBI's taxonomy places the organism in Eukaryota, Metazoa, Chordata, Lepidosauria, Squamata, Eublepharidae. The transcript is spliced from 15 exons. The record is from RefSeq and is a predicted model, not a curated record. Gene Ontology annotation, biological process: regulation of JNK cascade. Gene Ontology annotation, cellular component: cytoplasm. Gene Ontology annotation, molecular function: protein binding. Bases 1 to 3357 code for a protein of 1118 amino acids.